Bombus pyrosoma is the source of this 795-nucleotide messenger RNA. RefSeq lists its product as uncharacterized. The record is from RefSeq and is a predicted model, not a curated record. The transcript is spliced from 4 exons. NCBI's taxonomy places the organism in Eukaryota, Metazoa, Arthropoda, Insecta, Hymenoptera, Apidae. The coding region runs from base 1 to 795 and encodes 264 amino acids.
AUGGAAGUAUGCACUGAAGGAAGUGAAGGAGGCGUUAUGGGAGCUAUUAAAGAAAAUAUGGAAUGGGGAAGGGAUACCGGAAGAUUGAAAAAAAGGUGGAUACUGGACGAACGGCUGAAGGCAGAGAUUGAAACCAAACUGGAAGAGAGCCAAUUCGAAUUCAGAAAAGGAAGAGGAGUAAUCGACGCAGUGUUUGUGAUAAGUCACAUCAUUGACAAACAGUUGAGUAGAGAAAGAGGGAAGCUGUUUGCCUGUUUUGCAGACUUAAGAGCGGCGUUCGACAGGCUAAACAGAGAGAAAUUGGAGGAGAAAAUGAGAAAAAUGGAGGUUAACGAAAAACCAACUCGAAGGAUAAAAGAGUUGUACGCAGAAACAAAGAAUGUGAAAAGCGGUAGUGAUGAGAAACACAUACAAGACAGGAAAAAGAGAGCAACAAUAACAAUGAAGAAAACAUGGAGCGUGGGAGAAAGAAUUUUUAAACAGGACUACAAGAGGAGAAUGAAGAUGUUCGGAGCACUGGUAGAGAGCGUAGCGCUGUUUGGAGCAGAGGCCGGGGCUGGAACAUGGAAUAAAGACUGGAUAGAAUACAAAAAAAGAUAUCUGAAAUGGAUCUUAGGUUUAGAUAUGACAACACCGAAUUAUAUAUUGAUAGAAGAAUGCAAGCUAACAGAAAUCAAAGAAAAAGCAUUAAGAAGAGCAGCAAGGUAUGAAGGGAAAGCCAUAGAGUCAAAAAAGGAACUAGCUCUUGCUGGCCUUGAUUUCGAUAUUGUUGGGUCUAUAUGCUUUGGUAAAUAA